Messenger RNA from Spodoptera exigua (beet armyworm), 663 nucleotides. The record is from the annotation of a GenBank genome assembly. Lineage: Eukaryota; Metazoa; Arthropoda; Insecta; Lepidoptera; Noctuidae.
AUGCUUCGACUCGACCGGAAUGAUACCAUGGCCUCACAGAAAUCCAGCGUGAAACAACCACAAGGUUGUGUUGGGUUGGCCUUACUAAUAUCCACAACAGCAGCCCGUGAUGCUCCUAAAAUUAAAAUAUUCGAAAUAAGAGAAAACGAGAAUGGAUUACAUUUGAAAAAUUUUAAUGCGGAUGCAAAAAGUAAUCCAAAAGCUGCUCCUUUGGCCAAGUUACUAAGGAAUCCAAAACAGGAUAAUCAAGCCGUAAGAUAUGCUAAGCAGUUACUAAGCCAAGUUAAGUAUGUAAAAGAAGAUGAUAAAGCUAAUAGGUUAAAGGAAGGUGCUUACAUUAUUGUACUGAAUAAUGAUAUUUCAAAAACAUCUGACGAAACCGAAGAAGAUACUUAUUUUGUGGACAAAACUAGAAAUGAAAAAAAUGCGAUGGAAAGUAACUCCAUUAAAGACUUGCUGCUGCAGUUAUUACCUUCGGAAAACGAAAGAAGGGCGAAUUUUAAACCUGGUACACUUCGAAUACCAAAGAAAAGUCUGAGAACUGGUCAAAAUGAUCAAGGAGAAUCUAGAAUGCCACAGCGUAAACAGGAAUUUAUAUAUUAUGACGAUGAUGCACUGACGCCGCGGGACUAUGAAAACCAAUAUAAUAAUAUAAUAAAAUAG